This is a messenger RNA of Callorhinus ursinus (northern fur seal), 324 nucleotides long. The record is from RefSeq and is a predicted model, not a curated record. NCBI's taxonomy places the organism in Eukaryota, Metazoa, Chordata, Mammalia, Carnivora, Otariidae.
CUCACGAUGGAGGUCUUAGGGCCCGGGCCUCUUUCCCUCCUUGAGGAGAGUAAGGCUCUGGCCACCCCAGGGGACUCAGGAGAUUCAGGGUCCUGCCUGGGGUGGGGUCUAGGUCUGGCCAAGUCUCCUUCACCUCGGGCCCAGGAAGUGGCUUUCCAGCUGGCUCAGAAUUGGAUCCGAACCAACUUUGAGGUCUACUCCCAAAAGUCAGCCAUGUUUGAGGAGGAGGGCUUUGGCUGGACCAGUGGAGUGGUCCUGAUGCUCCUGGACCGCUAGGGUGACCGGCUGAGCUCGGGGACCCAGACAGCUUUCCUGGAGCCCCCC